AUGUCGGCUGUCAUGGAUCCAAAUGUGGCCAUGUCUGACGCCGUUUCGUACGCCUUCACGAUUCUGAAGGCUAUGAAAGAAGAUGGUAACCUUCCUAGCUGUGACUACUAUGAGAGAUUGCAGCGAACAAGAGCUAGUGUUGGAAAGAUGAGAGAAAAUCGCGAGACAGGCUCGCGCUCGUUAGGAGUGGCUAAUGGAGGAGAGACAAUCCUCGAAGCGCAGAUACCAUCCCACGAAGCAGACGGUUCAGCGUUGGGAUUUAGUGAAGGUGUUCCGUUAGAUCACCCUCUAAUAGAUAGUUUUCUUGCGGAUAAGGGGUUCGUUUGGACUGACGGGAUGCUUCCCGAAGAUCAGUCUUUGAGAGAUUUGGCUUGCGAAUUGGGCGACGAGUUUCUCUUCGGGGCGCAAUAG
Messenger RNA from Penicillium cataractarum, 411 nucleotides. Its product is annotated as transcription factor domain-containing protein. The record is from RefSeq and is a predicted model, not a curated record. Lineage: Eukaryota; Fungi; Ascomycota; Eurotiomycetes; Eurotiales; Aspergillaceae. Bases 1 to 411 code for a protein of 136 amino acids. The transcript has a single exon.